CGUUAUCAUCGACACCCGACCCAUACAGAGAAAGCUCCAGUAACUAGUGUCAUUGUUAUCACAAAACAAUUGAGAAGUGAGGAAAAACACACACCCAACUGAAGCGAGAGAAAUGGUGAGGGGCAACUUUUUGGCGAUGAAAACUGAUCAUGUGAGCCAGGACAUUAUAAAUUCAGACAUGAAUGAGCUUAAAAUGGCUGCCACGAAUCUGAUUGCGGAUGCUACCAGGCUUGGUGGCCUUGGCUUCGGGACUUCUUUUCUUAAAUGGGUCGCUACCUUCGCUGCUAUUUAUCUGCUGAUAUUGGAUCGAACACACUGGAGGACAAACAUGUUGACUGGGCUCCUAGUACCUUACAUUUUUUUCAGUUUUCCUUGGGGUUUGUUCAACUUCUUUAGGGGGGAAGUGGGAAAAUGGAUUGCUUUCAUAGCAGUUGUUUUAAGGCUUUUCUUCCCAAGACAUUUCCCAGACUGGCUUGAGAUGCCUGGGUCCUUGAUUCUUCUGCUGGUGGUUGCUCCCGGUUUCUUUGCCUACACAGUAAAGGAUAGCUGGGUUGGGGUUGCAAUAUGUCUUGUAAUUGGUUGUUACCUGCUGCAAGAGCAUAUUCGGGCAUCUGGAGGAUUUAGAAAUUCCUUCACAGAACGCCAUGGUAUCUCAAACACUCUUGGCAUCAUCCUUCUGUUGGUGUAUCCAGUGUGGUCUUUAGUUCUGCAUAUUGUGUAAAGCAUGUUGAGGCAUGCAUCCAUCAAAUUUUCCAAUCUACUUGUCUAGUCGUCAUGUCUGAACAGAUUUCUUGAAAUAAAGAAUAAAGUAUCUGUAAAAUAGUACUCUCA
Molecule: messenger RNA, 831 nt
Organism: Daucus carota subsp. sativus
Lineage: Eukaryota; Viridiplantae; Streptophyta; Magnoliopsida; Apiales; Apiaceae
Product: cold-regulated 413 plasma membrane protein 2
Exons: 4
Coding region: 113-721 (202 amino acids)
Cellular component (GO): membrane
Source: RefSeq, a predicted model, not a curated record